This is a messenger RNA of Clunio marinus, 786 nucleotides long. The record is from the annotation of a GenBank genome assembly. Lineage: Eukaryota; Metazoa; Arthropoda; Insecta; Diptera; Chironomidae.
AUGAAAUCUCUGACGAUUAUCUUGUUAUGUUGUGUGAUCUUGGGAACAGUUUCCUGUUUUCCAAACAGUCACAAUCCUGUGUUGAUAGAAAAACAAUCAGAAAUGAAUCCAGAUUUGGAAAAUUCUGAAACAAAAUCGGAUACAGUAGAAGAAGGAGUUGAAAGAACAAAAUUAAAAGCAACAACUCAAUCAGCAGAUACUUCAGAUGCUUCAGAAGUUGAUGGAACUACAAUCAAAAGUUCUAAACAUAAUAAAAAGUCAAAUCAGGAAGAAACUCCACCCACGAGUAUAAUUUCAGAGCAAACAGACGCCGUAACAGCUGAAGAACUUGCAACUACUACAUCAAUAAAAUCAUCUUCUACUGAAUCAACAAUGUCAGUAAAUUCCGAACCCUCAGCGGAAGUUCAAACAACGAUGACUCCAUUAAAAACUGAAUCAACUACUAUAAUGACGUCAACAAUCACAACGUCACAAACAUCAUCGAUAGAAGAAAAUGUAUCGACAGCGGCAUCAUCAAAUCCUGAAACAAAUGCUGAAACAACAACAACGGAAAGCACAACAACUUUCAUUCCCGAAACCACAACAGUUCUUACAACAACUAUUCCCGUUGAAACAACAACGAUGGAAAGCACAACAAUUGUACCUUUCACAACACAACAACCAACAACACAAAUCAUUACGACAACCAUUCCCGUUGAAACAACUACAAGUGAUUCAUCUUCUCAUAAUAAGAAAAUUAGUUUCUUCAUCGCAUCAUCACUUUCGAUUGUUCUUCUCAUUAUUUAA